ACUCCGGUCCGGUGCCCGCAUCCCUCGGUCCCUCCUCGGCUCCUCCCCUUCCGCCUUCCCUCCUCACAGCCGCCGGCAAGCACCAACCCUUCCCAGCUAUCGCGCACACGCCGCCAUCCCCUGCGCCGUGCCUCCGCAGCAUGAGCAGCGCUGCAGCCCUCCACUGCCGCAAGCGCCGCCGCGACGCCGACGAUGCUCCCGGGGCAGCCUCCUCGACUCGCCGCCGCCGCCGCCUCCUCGCUCGCAGUCCGUUGCCCGCCGUCCGGUCCUUCGGUUUUCGUAUCGCGCUCACCAGCGCCCCUCACCGCCCCUGCAAACAUUGGCACGACGAGAGCACCUACUCGGCUCGCCUCUGCCGUUGCCACCGCCGCCGCCGCCUCAGCACCAGCCCGUUGCCCGCCGUCCGACCUAACAGCCUCCCCGUCGCGUUAGCCCCCUCCCCGCGCCGCCGCCGCAAUCUCCGCGUCGACUACGCCCGCCACCCCGUCUCCACUUCCCGCCGCCGCCGCAGCCCUUUUUCCAGAGUUAGCCGAUUCCCUGGCCUUCGCCCCUUCGCCCUCCGAUUCCUCCUCGACGCCAGCGCUUCAGCCACUCGGCCUCGCCGGAAUCCCGCUGCAGUAAACAUGGGUAACUACAUCUCAAUCUCAAAGCUGUUUGGGAAGACGACCAGCGACGGUGGCUUGGAGGUGCACAGGGAGCGGCUCGAGGGGUCGCCGGAAGUGGUGGAUCUCACGUUGGAACCGGACCUUGAACCGGAGAAGGUCGAUGUCGUGAGGAGGGCAAUUGGCGACAGCGUCCUUGCAUUGGAUUCGCCGACGCCGCUGGAGAAGAUGGCGCCGUUCCACAAUGAGGCCCUGGAGUGGACCAAGUGGCCUAAUGGAAGAUUGCAUGAGUCAAGAUUCGAGGUGAGGCGCUACAAGCUCAAGCAUACGAAACAGGAUUUUUCCGAAUUAUUUACACCUCUAACCGACAAAGAUAAAAGAGACAUUAACACUCUUCUGUAUGGUAGUGGUCAUAGUAACGAAAUCAUAGUGAUGCAUGAGCCUUCUAACACUGAGAUUACUAAAGAGAAACUUGAAUGCUUGAGACCCCGUGGUUGGUUAAAUGAUGAGGUCAUCAAUUUGUAUAUUGAAUUGCUGAAGGAGAGGGCAGAAAGGGAGCCCAAAAGGUUUUUGAAAUGCCAUUUCUUCAAUACAUUCUUUUACAAGAAGCUUACUUGCGGAAUAGCUGGUUAUGACUACCAGUCUGUCAGAAGAUGGACAACCUUCAAAAAGUUGGGUUAUGGACUUGCUGAUUGUGAGAAAAUCUUUAUUCCAGUACAUAGAGAUGUACAUUGGUGCCUGGCAAUUAUAAACAUGAAGGAUAAAACUUUCCAAUAUCUUGAUUCUCUUGGAGGUCUGGACCAUGAUGUACUGAGAGUACUGGCUAGAUAUAUCAUGGAUGAAUUGAAGGACAAAAACAACUUAGAGAUUGACGCCUAUUCUUGGGUGGUAAAAGCAUCAAACUGUCUUCCUUUGCAGCAUAAUGGGUGGGACUGUGGUAUGUUUAUGCUUAAAUACAUCGAUUUCCAUAGCAGAGGUCUCGAACCAUUUUUCAGUCAGGAAGACAUGGUCUAUUUUAGGAUACGAACAGCAAAAGAGAUCUUGAGAUUAAGAGUUGACUGAAGAAUGACCAUUGUAUGGCUAACAUUCUUUGACAUUCUCCAUCAAGUCAGGUAUGUAUUAUCUAGGACCUGAUUUUGCCAGAGUAGGGAGAAGGGAAAAAGAGAAGUUGGGUAAGAUGAUAUCGCAUGGUUAGAGAAAAGGUAUGUAUGAAUUGAGAAGUAGUUUGACUCAGUGCUCUCAUCCUUUUAACUGAGGUAGUACAAGUAACCGAACAUAGUUUGUUUGGUCCCUUUGACAUAAACAUAACAUAUGCUGUUGGAAACUAGAGCUAGUGAUUGCAUGACUCCAUUGUGAAUCUUCUUCAGCGUCAUGCAUUUCGAAAGAUUCUGGUCCUGCGUAGAUGCAAUAGCCCUGCGAUCAUACAUCCUAUAUAAACAUUCGAUAUUUCGAUGAUUAUGGACUCAAACUGGUCCAGAAAAAAAAAAGAUGGAACUACUUCAGACUUUAGGAUAAAAUCACAAAGGUGAAUCAAGGGUGUUACAUAUAAACACAUAUGCAAUUGCACUUGAAUAGCCACUACAGUUGUUCUAUUUCUGCAGCCAAGCUAACCUCUUACAUGUAAAUUCUAUCAACAGACGGUAGAUCCAACUUUAUUAUCAAAAGAGUUGUGAUAGAGCAGGAUCUACCAACAAACAAUCUUAACAAAUCGAAUCAAAUUUCCAGUUUCCACUGGUAGAAGCUCACUAUCUAGAUGCCCAAGAAUGCUCUGCACUGUGACUCCCAAUGCUCCUUAGCUAGGCGAACCCGCUCAACUCGCUCUGAUUGCAUUCUCUUCUCCCAGUACUCUGGACAACUGUUGGGAUAUUAACAACUGAAAGUAUUAGUAAUACAUAAUCACGAGAUGAAAAACAGAGCAGUUUUUUGUCGCUCGUUAAUCCUGGGAAGUUGUACUUGUAUAGGCGCACUUACCUGUGGCUCAGUAGCAUGUUGAGUUCAUCGAGGUGCACAGCAUCAGGAAAGACCCCUUGCUGCAAUGAAAGAUGGAAUGGUUAGCUGGGCAAUGUCCAAGUAUCGGCUCAUUGAAAUUAAGUAACAAUUUAUUUACCUGUCGACACAGGGGACAUUUUGAUUUGUGAUCUGCGGACUUCAGCCCAUCAACAAUGGUCACAGAUGCAGUAGAACAGCAGCACAAGUAGCAAAGUAUGUGACCACAGGAAAGAGAGACUGGAUCAAACACUGUGUCCUGCAAAAGCGAAAACGGAAAGAGAGAAUUGGACGAUGGACACUGCAACCAGCAUAUAUUGUUGCCAUAAUGGAAGUUUAUAGAGCAAAAUUGCACUAUCGUCAGAAAGUUAGCUCACCAAGCAAAUGGAACAUGUCAAGCUAAUGUCGACACGCAUAGAGUCAAAGAGGUUGCAUGAGAGCGUUGGUCUCUCGUCAUCGAAUAUGAGGGAACAGUCGCCAAAGAGCUCCAUUGCAGCCUUAUUCUUCUUGCUCCUUCUCAAGUUCAUUUAGAAUGCCAUCAGCUCACAGAGCCAUGGGGAUUGAAGUAUCUCAAUGUGCAAAAUCUGAGCUUGGGCUUUGAAUUCUUGUCCUUGCUUUGAGUAAUGUAUCUGCAAAGGAGUCACCUUUAAUUAAUCCUUUGUGACUGCUUAUUCAUAUCUAGUUAUUUUAGUUUGAAAUGCAAAUAUAGAUGGAUUUGUAUUUGGUGGAUGUAGCUCCUUUUUAGUCAUUAAAAAUCUGCAAUGCAGCCCAAAGGUACAGUUAUAUAUA
This is a messenger RNA of Panicum virgatum (switchgrass), 3377 nucleotides long. Its product is annotated as putative ubiquitin-like-specific protease 1B. Lineage: Eukaryota; Viridiplantae; Streptophyta; Magnoliopsida; Poales; Poaceae. Gene Ontology annotation, cellular component: nucleus. Gene Ontology annotation, molecular function: deSUMOylase activity. The transcript has 10 exons. Bases 141 to 1664 code for a protein of 507 amino acids. The record is from RefSeq and is a predicted model, not a curated record. Gene Ontology annotation, biological process: protein desumoylation.